Sorghum bicolor (sorghum) is the source of this 1471-nucleotide messenger RNA. RefSeq lists its product as uncharacterized. NCBI's taxonomy places the organism in Eukaryota, Viridiplantae, Streptophyta, Magnoliopsida, Poales, Poaceae. The record is from RefSeq and is a predicted model, not a curated record. Bases 64 to 1287 code for a protein of 407 amino acids. The transcript has a single exon. Gene Ontology annotation, molecular function: protein binding.
CCUCCCUCCCCAGUCCCCCACCCGCACUCCCGCCAGCCUCUGUGCUGGACUUCCGCAUUUGCCAUGCCCCGCCGCCGGCGCCGGCCGCGGCCGCGGCAGACGUCGACCGCGAAACCGCAGCCGCCCACCGUCACUACCAUUCACUCCCUCGGUGACGACCUCCUCCGCGAGAUCUUCCUCCGCCUCCCCUCACUCCCGAGCCUAGUCCGCGCCGCCCUCACCUCCCGUGCCUUCCUCGCCGUAAUCCGCUCCCCCGCCUUCCGCUGCCGCUUCCGCGCGCUCCACCCGCCCCCUCUCCUCGGAUUCUUCUUCGAAUCCAUCGGCGAAGACGUCCCCUCCUUCUCCCCCAUCCGCCGCCGCUGCGACCCAGACAUCGCUGCCGCUGUCCGCGGCGCGGAUGUCUUCCUCACCAGGAUACCCUACCACGAAGAUGCUUCCCCCGGGUGGAAGAUCAAAGACUGCCGUGGCGGCUGCCUCCUCCUCCUCAACUAUAGAACCGAGCAGAUCGCCGUCUACAACCCCCUCACGCGGGCCCUGGAUUUGUUCCCCACGCCACCCCAUGACAGCAAGUUCCGCUACAUGAAUUACUUCUUGCUCUACUCCGACCAGAGCCCCGGUUCGUUCCGCGUGGUAUACUCCUGCCACGACAAGUCAAGAGUGCGCGCUUCCAUCUUCUCAUCAGACACCAGGGAGUGGCAAAUUCUCCCCUGGUCGGAGGCCGCCCCAGCACAGCCGUCAGGCAAGAAGCACUGGCUUCUCAGUGGCACACAGGUGAACGGGAAUCUGUACUGGGCACACGCCAAGCAGGCCUACAUGGUGGUCCUGGACACUGCAACGCUGCAAUUUUCCUUUAUCGAUCUGCUGGAGCACUUGAAGGGGCAGGGCUAUCUCUACAAGCUCGGGGCGGCCAAGGAUGGGAAGCUCUGCAUGGUGUCCGUAGAUGAAUUUGCACUGUGCACUUGGUUGCGGAGAGCAGAUGAUAGCGGUGCUGAGAAGUGGAUGCUUCACAGUGUGAUACCAUUGGUGGGAGAGAUUCUUCAGGCUACCGAGAUCCCAGAAGAUGAACUUUAUGAGCACUGCCUCAAAGUAGAUGCAGUUCUUGAUGGCAUUGUGUAUAUGUCAAUACUUGGAGAACAUACUUCGCCUUCUUGGUUCCUUUCCUUCUGCCUGGAAACAAGGAAACUGGAGAAGCUCUUUCAGAGGACAUUUGACAACAGUUUCUAUCCAUACAUCAUGGGGUGGCCUCCCUUUUUGAUUGGCAAUGAUAAUGAUAUGGCACUUGGCUAGUUGGCUCAGGUGUUUAGUCUAGUGUGAAACUGGUUAGGGUAACUUAAGAGGAAGGUGGAAACUUGGUUUGGUUAAGUUAUUACUAUCCCCUAUCAUGUCGUUUGCUCCUUUGCUUUAUUUAUUAUGUCGAUGUAAUUUGUUCUAGAAUUCUAAUAUCUAUCCUAUUUUACUGGUUCUUACUACA